AUGACUGAUGAUCAAACAAUCAAUUUUGUGAUUGACAUGGAUAUCGAAUCUCCAAGUUCUCAAGGAUUAUAUGAUCAUGAUGAACGUUUUCGAGUUCCAACACCUCCUCCUCCACCACCACCACCACCACCACCACCACCUACAAUACCAUCCAUACCUGAAACAAUCUUUACUCAACCACUAACAUCUUUUAUUUUCAACCAUACAUUAUCAAAUGAAUCAAGUGAAAUAUUUGAGAAUAUACAUUAUAAUGCUUUAUGCCAAAAGUCAAUUGGGGAAUUCAGCGAACAAUAUCAACCAAACGAUAUUGUAUUGCCGGAUUCAAAUGCGAUAAAAAUGUCUGAAUCUGAGCUGAUUCCUUCAGAAGAAACUGUUUUCAAAACAUGUUUAGGGCAAUUCGAAUCAUCAUCAUCAAGCGAAAAUAAUUCCAUGGUUGAUAAUCAUUCGUUGCCUAUAAAUAAAAAUAUACAACAAGCAGAAAAUAUUCCUUUAUCAAUAAUUGAAAAUUGUUCAAUAAAUACGACAAACGAUCCAAGUCGAUCAUUUGAUGAGCUUGUUAGAUUAUUAACGCAAGAAGCUUAUACAUCAAAAUCAACUAGUUCAAUUAAAAAUCAAAAUAAUAAUAACCGUUCUUACAAUCAUCGUCAUCAACGGGAGCAACAACAACGUCGACGACGAUCAUUUGAGCGUAAUGACAAUAAGACGAAAAAAUCCUUAUCAAAUCGUUUUAAUUCUCGCCGGCUUCAUUCUCCUCCGUCAAAUAAUAGAACAAGACGUUCAAAGUCGCCUCAUAAAAAAGUUUCCUCAACUCGCGUAGUGACACUCACUUCGAACCAUUCGAAAGUCUUGCAUGAAAAUCAAAAGAAAAAACGAAAAGCUGGACUAGGAGAAGAAGACGAUCAACAAGACGUACGCAAUGAACCUACGGUUAAACGUAUCAAAAUCGAUCAAAAUUCUUCGACAUCAACUACGACUAUUAAAAUUCAGAAUUCAACUGAAACAAUUGAAAAAGACGUAGGUCUAAAAUCCAUCGUAACUGUUCCUUCAAUCAAUAAUGAUCACAAUCAUCGACAUGAUCUUCAAGAACGGCAGCGACCUGCCAGUUCUACACCAUCAACAGUAGAUAACACCAAAAGAAAAUCUUCACAUACACGUUCAAAAUCAAAAGAAAAAUCACCAAGAUCAUCAACAAAUUCACGUAGUUCGCCGAUCAAAAAUUCUAAAGUCAUCUCAAAAUCAAAUACUGAUGUAAAAUCAUCAUUGAAAUCCAGUCAAAGAUUAUCAAGUAACAAUCAUAAUCGACGGGAACCAAUAGAAACUAGAGACGUCAAGCAUCCACGUGAACGGAGACGAUCGCCGGAUUUAUCGAAUCAUAAACAUAAACGCUAUUCAAACCAAUCAACUGAUCGACUUGAUCUAUUCAAUGAAAUAUCUCAUCGAAACACGGUAUCAUCAACAUAUCGCCAACGGAAUAUAAAUGAUUUGAUACCACUAAAUCAUGUCAAUAAUUUUCAACAACAACAGCCAUCAAGUCAUAAAAGAUUUAAUUAUAAUCAUCAAUCAGUUGCUGAUCAUCCACGUUUUACAAAUCCCAAUCUUCUUGUUAAUUCAGUGCCACUAAUGGAUUUUCAUUAUUCAAAAUCAUCGACACACAAUCGUAGUAUUUCCCCAAUAACAAAUCAAGAUAGAAAGUAA
Rotaria socialis is the source of this 1695-nucleotide messenger RNA. The record is from the annotation of a GenBank genome assembly. NCBI's taxonomy places the organism in Eukaryota, Metazoa, Rotifera, Eurotatoria, Philodinida, Philodinidae.